Messenger RNA from Dicrocoelium dendriticum, 783 nucleotides. The record is from the annotation of a GenBank genome assembly. Lineage: Eukaryota; Metazoa; Platyhelminthes; Trematoda; Plagiorchiida; Dicrocoeliidae.
AUGUGCUUCUGCUCACCCGGUUGUUUUGAUGAUGAUGUUUUUGAUUAUUGCCCAUGCAGUCGGGUGGGUCUUUCCGGUUUCACAGAAUCUAUGGACGACAAGCAGCAAAGUCAUAAAUGUUAUGAAGAUCACUGUCGUUCGCUAGCGUCUGAAUUAGAGUAUCGCGAAUUGCAACUGGAACAACUUAAGUCACAUUUAUUAUCACGCAUUUACGUGACUGAGUCCCACAUGAAAAAGUUGGUGCAACUUCGAGACGACGAAUCAAUCAAGGCGGAACGUGCAGCAACCAAGUUGCGCGCAGCAGUGAACAAACUUCAAAUGCGAUACGAGUGUGAGAAGCAACAGCUGCAUGACACCCUACGAUCCGUUGGGGAAUCAGCUAACAAUGAAAUCUCCCAUCUGAAAACGCUACUGAAGCAGAAUGAACUAGACCGUGAGCAACUCCAGAGCAAAUUAAAAUUCUCAGAUUCGAAUACUGUGCAAUUAAACGAAGAAAUAGCCCGGUUAAAGUCCGAAGCCAGUCAGUUCGCAUCUCGUUUAUCUCAACUACUGAGCACCAACAGCGAUUUGUCCUCCAACCUGACCAAACUCAAAUCUGCACAUCAAAAGGCUUCCGCGCGGGCGGAGGAGGCUGCCAAGCAAAUAGGAGAUUUGCGGAAACAACUAGAUCAAGCAAAUGACACAUUACCACUUCCGCGAUUCUUAUCCCCGCCAAACUCCGUGGAUCAGGCUACGCGAUUUGUACAGCAGUUUCACUACGAUGGUUCUAUGUGCAGAUCAUAG